ACUGCUCCUGCGCCGAUUCAGAGGUGUACCGUCUUUCUUUCGUUCGAUCACAUAUCCAAGCUCAAGCGCUCCAGCUUCAUUCUACAUGUCGGCUCUCGAUCGCCAACUGCGUCCCAUCUAUGAUGCACUCGACAUGGGCUCACAUAAAUCAGCGGUGGUGUCUUGUAACAAGCUUAUCAAGAGGUACCCAAACAACCUCUUACUCAAGGCGCUCAAGUCUUUAGGCUUGGUACGAUCUCAGAAAAUUGAGGAGGCACUGCCGCUGCUUGAAGAAGUACUCGCAGCCAAGACAACAGAUGACGCCACGUUAACGGCAUUGAUGCAUGUCCUGCGAUUGCUCGGCAGAAACCAGGACAUCGUGUCGAUGUUUGAGAAUGCAUAUAAACAGCAGCCCCAAAAUGAAGACUUGGGUGUGCAAACAUUCUUUGCGUAUGCGCGCACGGGGAACUGGAAGGUUGCGCAACAAAUUGCAACCAGAAUGCACAAACAGUUUCAGGAGGACCGAUAUCUGUACUGGAGUGUUGUCGGAGCCCUCCUUCAGGCAAACGAUCUUGCAACACCCCCCGAGAUGCGGACGCUGCUGUAUAAACUUGCGCAUCGUCAAGUUGCUUCAUCUCCGUCUCCUUCGUAUCUAAGCGCCGAGCGUUUCUAUCUUCAUUUAUCAAUCCUUCAAGAACUACAGCUUUACGAUGAAGCCAACAAGCUGCUCGAGAGUGAGAUCGGCAAAAGCAUAUGCUCAACCAGCUUGCCAUGCAAUUACCUCCGACGCCAGAUCUGGCGUGCACGCGGGCUUUAUAAAGAAGAAGCUGAACGAGCAAAGGAUUUAAUUCUUGAAAAGAAUGACCGGAACUGGCUUGAGUUCUUGUCUAUUAUAGAUGCUGCGUUUCCUCCCAAGGAAAGCGGGCAAGAGCCUGUCACGGAUGCUAUUCCAGAGACUCGAGACUUCUUCAACAAGAUCGCCGAGACCGAUGGCGUCAAAGAUCGCUCUGGCUUGUUGGCACUAAUCGAAUUGGAGCAUCGCGCUAGGGUAGCAGGCGGUACAUCAGAUAUCACAGUCCUAAAGGCUCUCUUGCAAAAGUACUUCGUACUGCACAGCGAGAAAGCCUGCUGCUUUGAGGAUUUGAAGCCAUACCUGGACUUGAGCGACGCUGACCGUGAUGAGUGGACAACUUUCCUGGACUCCCAGAGAUCCACAUUGGAGUCAGCAACGGACUUGCGUUGUCUCAUCAAUGUACACAAACUCCAAAGGUUCUCGUUACCAGCCUCUAAGCUCACGGCGGAAUUGGAAUCUGGUCGUGCAGCAUCGUACAUUCGCGACUACAAGGAGGGACUCAGGCUGGGUUUAGAACUUCCUGAAACUGAACUACAGCUCGCCGACGACUUGGCCAUCCUGGCCGGCCAGGCACUGGUUAAUGCAUGGUAUCUCUCAAAAGAACAGGCUUAUUUAUUGCAGGCUGUUGCGUUGCUGGAAUUCACCCUCAGCAAAAGCAAAGUUGCUUACUCAGUACGGCUCAUGCUGAUACGGUUGUACCGAUUGUUAGGCGCACCUACUUUGGCCCUAAAUCAUUACCGUGCCCUCAACAUCAAACAUGUUCAGAAUGACACUCUCUCACAUUUUGCCCUUUCCCGAGCCACUACGUUCUCUUUGGCCUCCACUGGGGACAUUACAUACUCUUCUGAAUGUUUAGAGACCAGCCAAGUGUAUCUUAGCAAUAGUAACGAGACUUCAGAAUUCAUCACGCGAGCUUUUCAUGGAGAGCGUUACUCACAGAUACCCAACUUCAUUGAGUUCGAAGAACGACUGGAGAACUCUCUUCAAAGGGACCUUGUGAAGAUGGAGCAUGUUCGAAUGCGCAUGAUUCACGAGCCUAUAGUGUCGGACCUGAUUGAUAUGGAGUUCAUUGAACUAAAGAUCAUUCUCGACCGAUACCACUUUGACAACAGAGAUUUUGAUAUCAUGCCAAAUUACCAGCCCAACGGACAGCCAUCCUUCGAAGUACAGACCAGGCUAUUUGGCAGAAAUGCUGGUCUGGGCUGGUUACGGGUAUACCUCAAAAUGUUCAUUCGUGCAUUUCAACAUGCAAGCGAUUUGGACGAUGCUACCGAAGACAAGCUCCUUAUUGGCGACCGUCCGAAGAAAAGCUCGGACCCCGAAAAUCAACUUCCUCUUGUUGAACGCCUGAACAAAAGAAACCUUGAGGAGGAGAGCGAGCUGACCGAGCAAGAGCUGAAACUGUUCGAAUGGGCACUAACUCUUGCGGAUUGGCUUGAGCCAUACCAUAAUGUAGCGCGCCCCCCUCCAACUGUAGAUGGACAGAAGACUAGCAACGGAGAAACCGGCAGCUCUGCCAGGAAGGACGAUGCCCCUCCUGUCCGUAGCACUCCCGAUCUUGUAGUUAGGUUUUUUGAUGAUGUACAAAGCGAGUUCGAGGCUUCAGUCGGACGUGAUUGCCUGCCGUCUGAGUUACUUCAUAUUGUCACAAUCAUUCAAGAGGCUGUUACCCUGCUGGUCGCCGAGACGGUCCGCUUCAAGAGUACUUCCGUCGUUAAAAUCCACAAACUCAGUCAACUGGUCCAAUCUCUCAAAGAAGUUCGUACCAAAGCAUGCGUUUCAUUGAAAGAAACUUCGGAAUCGUUGGUGAAGUCUGGCGAGAAUUACGGAACGGCAGAUAGUCGCAAGGCGUUUGUCGAUGCCUGUAGUCCGAUUAUUGACGAUGAUUUGGUACACCAUGAUUUCGUUCUCAACAUCGCAAAAAAUGUUUGUGACUCUCGCAAGAAGACCCUAGAAGGAGUAGGAAAGGGUGGAUUGAAGAUCAGCAGCGCUUAUGACAAAGCAUAAUUCCCUACUCUCAAGUUAAACAACCAACUGUAGACUAUUACCUACAUUACCACAACUCAUCUCCAUUAUACAUCAGAAAUACAGCCUUAUUGAUU
Coniophora puteana RWD-64-598 SS2 is the source of this 2934-nucleotide messenger RNA. Its product is annotated as actin cytoskeleton organization protein. Gene Ontology annotation, biological process: N-terminal peptidyl-methionine acetylation. Gene Ontology annotation, molecular function: protein-N-terminal amino-acid acetyltransferase activity; protein binding. Bases 86 to 2839 code for a protein of 917 amino acids. The record is from RefSeq and is a predicted model, not a curated record. The transcript has 19 exons. Lineage: Eukaryota; Fungi; Basidiomycota; Agaricomycetes; Boletales; Coniophoraceae. Gene Ontology annotation, cellular component: NatB complex; cytoplasm.